GUAUUUAGUAUAUCAUUUAAUGGUGGAGUGUUACAGCAUGUGUUUCCAGUUUGUGGAACGCCAAUGAUUUGUAACAGUGUUUACAUAUUUUGGUAUGUAAGGCAUUCGUGAAAAAAUCAAAAAUCAUCCCAACACAAAAAAAUAAAAAAAAUCGAGUUGAUUCAACGAAGUAAAUAGUGCCGCCAAAGCAAUUUUAAAUUGGCAGACAGAGAAGUAAUGAAAAUCGUCUACCAUACUGCUGUAUGAUAUCAUGUGGUAGUAUAUAGAGGCUUAGAUCAGUUGUCUUCUGGACCUUUGUCAAUACUUUUCCAAGCAUCUAUGGUUGAUGACAGGACACAAGGUAUUAAAAACAACUUCCUUUUUAUCAUGUGGUACUAGUAUUUAACCAUUCUUGCUAACAUAUGCUGCAUCUAGAUGGAACUCUGGGAAAAGGGAAUGGAGAUGGUUUUGCACAUUUGGGAAGGCCAGAUGACAUUGAUGUCUCCAUUGAAUUAAGAGACUGGUUGUUUGCUUUGGAGGGCAGGGAAGGUGUGACAGAAAGGUGUUGGAAUAAUGUUAAUGAGGAUAUUGGUAGAGAAGAAAGGUGUUGGCACACAAAUUUCCACACUUUCCAAGUAAUAGCCAAGAGUACACCAAAGCUUGUGGAUCCAAAUCAGAAAGCAAUUAUGAUGCUCACAGAUAUCCUGUAGACUCAGUUAAUGUAAGUAUCUGUAAACCUUAUAUUUUUCCACUGCUCAAUCCCAUUCCUGAACUUUCUGAGAUUAAAUGAUAGUCAAAUCAUCUUGAGGGCUGCCUUUAUCAUCCUGAUUUCUUGUAGACUCAGUUAAUGUAAGGUAUUAUGUAGACUCAGUUAAUGUAAGUAUCUGUUCACCUUAUAUUUUCAACAGCUCAAUUCCAUUCAUGAGCUUUCUGAAAUUAAAUGAUAGUCAAAUCAUCUUUGAGGGUUGCCUUUAUCUUCCUGGUGUCUUACAAAAUAAAAUUCUUGAAUGCAAUAAUAACUGUGGACCUUUAGGUGUUACUGAGCUUUUUUUUUAAUUUUAUUUGGGAAAUGUAUUAUAGGUCAUUAUCUGCCUGGAGGAGUAAACAUUGAAGCUAACAUUGUGGCAUCUGAAGACAAAUCUGGUCAUGAUGACACGUUAAACUGGGUGGCAGAAAGUCUGAAAUUCUCUGUUAAACAACCUGUAAGUGAAACUAGAGAGCUUGCAGAGCUUCACUUAAAGCGGGAAAAUUUUGUAUUUUUAAUACGCCCAGAACCUAUAUAUGUGUAUGCAUUUGAGCUACGCCCAAAAGUUUUGAUAUUUACAAGAAAAGCUCUGUUUUUUGUCUGUGUACUUUCUUCAUGAUUGAUUUCAAACUCUACGAAUGUGGGGGGACAGUUGAUAAAGGGGAUAGCUUUUCGUGUGAUUUAGAUCCAAUCUCUGUUUGUGGAUAAUGAUGAGUACUUGUGUGGAGAAUCUCAUUGUUUCGAAACCAUACUUAUUAGACCCUUCCUUGUACCUCAAGGCUCUCAAAUUAUGCAGCUACCAAACCCUCGAGAAACAGUUUGUGUUGAUCCAUGGGAACUCUGUCACAAAUGGGUUCAUCUCGAAUCUCCACUUGAACAACAGCUUGGUGAACUUAUACGCAAGACACGGAGAUAUGAAACACGCGCGCAAACUGUUCGAUAGAAUGCCUGAAAGAGAUGUUGUUUCUUGGACAGCUAUGAUCUCGGGGUAUUCUGGAUGCGGGUAUCACCGGAGCGCGUUUCUGUUGUUUAAACAGAUGCGGCGGGAGCCUGUUAGAGCUAAUGACUUCACUUAUGGGAGUGUUUUGAAGUCAUGCAAAGGUUUGGGAUGUUUGAAAGAAGGGAUGCAGGUACAUGGGUGUGUGGAGAAAGGGAGAUUUGUAGAGAACUUGGUUGUGAGGAGUGCGUUGCUUUGUCUUUAUGCUAAGUGUGGUAAGAUGGAGGAUGCUCGUCUUCUGUUUGAGUCAAUGAAAGAAAGAGAUUUGGUUUCUUGGAAUAUAAUCAUCCAUGGGUAUACUGCUUCUGCUGCAGAUACUUCGUUUGGUCUGUUUCAGCUGAUGCUCGCGGAAGGGAAGAAGCCAGAUUGUUAUACCUUUGGGAGCCUCUUGAGAGCUUCUAUCCAAGUUAACUGUCUUGAAAUGGUCAGUGAAUUGCACGGGUUUGCCAUCAAGCUUGGCUUCAAGAGAUCAGAUGUUGCACUGGUCAGGUCUCUGAUCGUUGCGUAUGCCAAGUGUGGUAGCCUUGGCAAUGCUUUGAAACUGUACGACCGCACGAUGAAAGGAGACUUGAUAUCUUGCACUGCUAUAAUCACAGGUCUUGCACAGCAGAACAACUUCACAAGUGAUGCUUUUGAUAUCUUCAAAGAGAUGAUACUGAUGAAAACUCAGAUGGAUGAGGUUGUAGUAUCCUCAAUGCUUAAAAUAUGCACCACCAUUGCAUCCAUAUCCAUCGGAAGACAGAUCCACUGCUUCGCCUUAAAAUCCUCCCAAAUCAGAUUUGAUGUUGCUUUGCGUAACUCUCUGAUAGAUAUGUAUGCAAAGUCUGGGGAGAUUGAGGAUGCAGUCCUUGCUUUCGAAGAGAUGGAAGAGAAAGAUGUGAGAUCAUGGACCUCUUUGAUUUCAGGAUACGGAAGACAUGGAGAUAUAGAGAAAGCAAUAAGUCUUUAUAACAGAAUGGAGCAGGAAGGGAUCAAACCGAACGACGUCACAUUUCUUGCUCUCCUCUCUGCUUGUAGCCAUACAGGAGAGACCGAGAUUGGGUGGAAGAUUUUAAACACAAUGAUCAACAAGUACGGUAUCAAAGUUCGAGAAGAGCAUUUAUCUUGCAUGGUAGAUAUGCUUGCACGCGGUGGAAACUUGGAAGAUGCUUAUGAACUGAUAAGAAGUGAAAAUAGCAUCACGAGUCUGAGCUCAUCAACAUGUGGAGCUUUUCUUGAUGCGUGCAGGAGACAUGGGGAUGUGCAACUCAGCCAAGUAGCAGCAGCGCAGCUUCUGAGUAUGGAACCGAAGAAACCAGUCAAUUAUAUUAACCUGGCAAGCGUAUAUGCAUCUAAUGAAGAUUGGGACAAUGCUUUGAAGACUAGGAAGCUUAUGAAAGAGACUGGUUCUUGCAAUAAAUCUCCUGGAUACAGCAUUGUGUAUUGAACAGAAGGCUAUAAGACAACAAUCUCAAUAGAGGUUUUAAAGACAAUGUAGUACAAAUGUUUUAACACUGAAGUGAAGUUGAUGAGGCUAUAAAUAUCUUAAGGUUUCAGGGAGUCGCAA
Molecule: messenger RNA, 3267 nt
Organism: Brassica napus (rape)
Lineage: Eukaryota; Viridiplantae; Streptophyta; Magnoliopsida; Brassicales; Brassicaceae
Product: pentatricopeptide repeat-containing protein At3g20730-like
Exons: 2
Coding region: 1432-3147 (571 amino acids)
Biological process (GO): RNA modification
Molecular function (GO): RNA binding; protein binding
Source: RefSeq, a predicted model, not a curated record